ACCACCUAAUUUUCAUCCUAUCCUGCCAUUAAUAUAUAUAUAUAUAUAUAUUUGCUUGCAUUGCAAAUAGGUCUAAACAGCUAGAAUCCCAGUCCUCUCCGAAAAAAGACAAGGCAGGAGGGGUGGACGACCCACAGCUAGCUGUCACCUCGCGCGCAUCCACACCUCGCCUUGUCCUCACCUCUACCGUCUCUCACAAGUUUCUCCACCCCCCCUCUCCCAUUACGUGUCACUUUCUUUUUCGCCUGUCACAUUCAAUUCUAUAUCACCGCCUGUCACCUUUAAAUCAAUAACUUCGUGGCUUCGUUUAGUUUGUUGCUUUUAAUCCUACGGACACGUGAUGUUUGUCCGAACCACCGUCUCCAAACCUGCUGAUCUGUCUUCCGUACCCAAUGUUAGGGAUUCCAUGUAGGCUCGGACAACCGUUUGCCCCGGAUCCCAAAAUCCAAUAAAGAAACGAAACAGUAAGAUUAAAAAAACCAAAUAAAAACGCAAACUAAAAUAAUAAUAAUAAUAAUAAUAAUAAAUUUCAUAGCUUUGUAGUUGCAGAGUAGCAGAGAGAGACUGUGAGAGAGAGAGAGAGUCAUUGCGUUUUCACCUUCUGCGAGAAGCCAAAAUAAUGAAAAAGCAAACGCAUUGAGAACUUGCCAAGAAUAUCACCGAAGAUUCAAGGAUUUUGCUUCUUCUCCAAGCCAAAAAAAAACACCCAAUUACUUUCCCUCUCUCUCUCUCUCUAUCUCUCUUUUUCUCUUUCUAAAUCUUACAGAUUUUGGAUGCUGAUAGUCUCGCCAUUAAAGGCUUCACGGUAUUUCCCACGAGAAAUCGAUCGGUUUCUCAACCUCCCUUCUUAAAGCUCAGACUCUCUUUUCUGCUACUAUAAAAACCACCCCUCCUCUCCCUUUCCCUUUCACUCACCAGCUGCAGUUGAAUAGUUUGACCUCUCUCUCUCUCUCUCUCUCUCUCAUGGCAAAGAAGAAGCAGAGGACUUUGGGUUUCGGAUUGGUUGCAAAAUGGUGCAUCGUCUUCUUCAUCUGUUUGUUUCAAUGCAAUCCCACCGCCUUCGCCAUUCUCGAUCCCAUUGAUUUCUUAGCUCUGCAAUCCAUUCAUAAAGCUCUGGAAGACAUGCCCGGCUCUAAUUUCUUCUCUUCUUGGGAUUUCACUUCCGACCCCUGUAACUUCGCCGGUGUACUCUGCGAUUCCAACAAGGUAAUAUCCCUCAAUCUCGGCGACCCAAGAGCCGGUUCACCCGGUCUUACAGGCCGAAUAGACCCGGCUAUCGGAAAGCUUUCUUCUCUUGCAGAGUUCUCUGUCGUCCCCGGUCGAAUCUACGGUGCUCUGCCACAGUCCAUUUCGCAACUGAAGACCCUCCGAUUCCUCGCCGUUAGCCGGAACUUCAUCAGCGGAGGGAUCCCGGCGACUCUCGGACAAUUACGCAACUUGAGGACACUCGACCUUAGCUAUAACCAGCUCACCGGCGAAAUCCCCAGAUCAGUCGGAACCGUACCGGAGCUAACCAACCUCAUUCUCUGCCACAACCGUCUCUCCGGUUCGAUCCCUCCGUUUCUCUCCCAGUCCCUAACUCGGAUCGACUUGAAGCACAACGGCCUUACAGGCUCGCUCGCGCCGACUUCGCUCCCUUCUUCACUGCAAUACCUCUCCCUCUCAUGGAACCGGCUUUCGGGUCCCGUAGACCGGCUUUUGACCCGGCUGGAUAAGCUAAACUAUCUGGACCUUAGUCUGAACCAGUUCACGGGCACAAUUCCGGGUCGGAUCUUCUCCUUCCCGAUCACCAAUCUCCAAUUGCAGAGAAACCUGUUUUACGGUCCGGUACAACCGGUUGAUCAGGUUACCAUACCCAACGUUGAUCUGAGCUACAACCGGUUGUCCGGUCAAAUCUCGCCUAUGCUCUCGACGGUACAGAAUCUAUACCUGAAUAACAACCGGUUUACGGGUCACGUACCGGCUAGUUUCGUGGACCGGUUAUUGGCGGCCAGUAUACAGAUACUGUAUUUGCAGCAUAAUUUUCUGACGGGGAUUGAGAUCAAUCCGACGGCUGAGAUUCCUUUGAGCAGCUCACUGUGUCUGCAAUAUAAUUGUAUGGUACCGCCCGUUCAGACACCGUGUCCGUUGAAGGCUGGCAAACAGAAGACAAGGCCAACUGCUCAGUGUAACGAGUGGAAGGGUUAAAUCUGGAAAUCCUUAUAAGACGGGGGUAGAAUGGGAAGUUUGAGGGGGAUUUUUUUUUUUUAAUCGUUAUUUAGUAUUUAAUCCUUUUUUUUUUCCUUUGGUGGGAAAAGGGGUUCUCAUUCAUUUAUUUAUUUAUUUCUGUGAAAUUGUGGGUAAUUUUGAUUAUUAAGAAUAAGAUUUUUGUGGAUAGCAAGAAAUAGAGAAAUAGUAUAAUUAGCAAGCUUAAGCUGCUGCUCCAGCCUCGAGAGGAGACAUAGAAUUUUAUGACUGUGGUAAAAAAAAAAAAUGUGAUAAAUAUAUUUUUGGUCAGGAAUUUGUGUGGUGUUGGUUUAUAGAAACUGUGAAAUUGUGGGUAAAUUUCGUUUAUGGUAUGGUUGUUGUUAUUAAUAUGAAUAUAAAAUAUUCAUGUUUUUGUAUAUAUUUACAUUUUA
This is a messenger RNA of Ziziphus jujuba (common jujube), 2618 nucleotides long. RefSeq names its product polygalacturonase inhibitor 2. The transcript has a single exon. The coding region runs from base 964 to 2187 and encodes 407 amino acids. The record is from RefSeq and is a predicted model, not a curated record. NCBI's taxonomy places the organism in Eukaryota, Viridiplantae, Streptophyta, Magnoliopsida, Rosales, Rhamnaceae. Gene Ontology annotation, molecular function: protein binding.